This is a messenger RNA of Malaclemys terrapin pileata, 2737 nucleotides long. RefSeq lists its product as uncharacterized. Bases 1400 to 2308 code for a protein of 302 amino acids. The transcript has 3 exons. The record is from RefSeq and is a predicted model, not a curated record. Lineage: Eukaryota; Metazoa; Chordata; Testudines; Emydidae.
GCGGGAUGCAGGCGUGCCAUGGAGCCUGCCCAGAGCUUUGCAUGCAUGCGUGCAAAAUGCAAACAGUGCAACAAAGAAAUGCAAGGCCUGGUUGCCCAAAUGAAACAACAUCAUGAGAAGUGUUCCUUCUCAGGAGGAAGCGGUGUUGAAGAUGAUGAAAGGAACAUAUCUGAACAUGCAGGAUCUUCAGGAGAAUCCAUCCUCAACAUACAGGACUCUGAAGACUAUCCACCUUCAAGAUAACUCUGAAACAAAAGAAAAUGAUGGUUAUCUGCCAAUGAUAGUGUUUCAGUCACAUCAUGUAUAUCACAUAGCCACAGUAGCAAAAAGAAAAAAAAUUGCCAUCAUCCAGAAACAACCAUAGAUAAGUUUGUAAUAAGAACCAGCAGAUUACAAAAAGAGGUAACUGAUGAAAAAAUUGCCCCGUUUGUUUAUGCAACACACUCUCCUUUCCGCAUGAUCAAGAACCCAUACUUCAUUAACAUGGUUCAGUCAUUAAGACCAGGAUACAGUCCACCCAACAGAGCAGACAUCGCAGACAAAUUGCUGGAUAAAGUGUAUGAAAGAGAAAUUGAGCAGUGUGCAAAAGGUCUAGAGGGUGAAAUUGUUACCCCGAGACUUGAUGGGUGGAGCAAUGUCCACGAUGAUCCUGUUGUAUGUGCUUGUGUGACUACAGAAACAAUUGAUACACAAGGAAAUGCACAUACAGCAGAAUACUUACAAGAAGUAACAGUAAAAGCUAUAACAAACUGAAAAAAAAUUCUACCUAGUACACAGCUUGGUCACAGAUAAUGCUGCAAAUGUAUCUGUGACAGUCCACGCCCCUCCGGUGCAGGGCAGCAGGGCCUAGCAGCCAGAGUCUACAGAGCCACCCUCCGGUGCAGGCCAGUGGGGCCUACUGGCCAGAAUCUAUAAAGUUGGGGCACCUACUAAGGGGUGUGGUGACCCCAAUGGAGGGGACCCACGCCCAUCCAACUCCACUGGGCCCCAACCCAGGGCCCUAACAGCAGCAUCACAGCUUGCCACUGACUCAGCAGGGGGGUUCUACCACAACACGCUGAGGUUUCCCAGAUGGGAGGUACCACUUCACCACCCUCCCAUGGUCACUUCCUACCAGAGUCUGCGUUGGGGUCUCCCAUGAGAUGUCGGGUUCUCUGUGGUCGGCAGGGCCAGUCUCCUGAAUGGCUCCUCCAGUCGCCAGGCUGCAGCCGGGCCCAGGGCAGCUCUGAUUCCCAGCACAGUCAGGGGCUGUGGCUGGCCCGCUGCAGAUACUUCCCAGACAAGUCCUUCCCCUGCAGCCUCCAGCCCAGAAUGAGCUGGGUUCUCUCCCUUUAUACUGCUUGAGCAUUUGGAGCUUGCCCAGUCUCGCCAGGGAGGCGGGACUUCCACUGUCAAUAAUAUGGGCUUAACCCUGUUUCUGCUAGUGCAGGUAAGCAGACUCCAUCACAGUAUCCAAGAUGAGAAGAAAUUUAGAAGAGAGUCCCAAGCUAAUAACAUACAGUGCUCAUUUGAUGCACCUCCUACCAAAGACUUCAGUGUUCCAGAAAUAAAGGCUAAUGUUGUUAAAAUUGCAAAAUACUUCUGUAACAACCACUUUGCAGCAGCUGCUCUGAAAAAAGUGGGAGGAACCAAGCUAACUCUCCCACAAGACACGCCAUGGAAUUCAGUAGUGGACUGUUUUGAGCACUAUAUCAAGAACUGGCCUAAUCUGAUGACAGUUUGUGAACAAAAUCGUGAAAAAAUAGAUGGCACUGUCACAGCCAAAGUUCUCAACAUUGGGCUUAAGAGAAAUGUUGAACACGUGCUGAGUACUCUGAAGCCUAUUUCUGUAGCCUUGAAAAAAAUGCAGGGAAACAGCUGUUUUAUUGCUGAAACUGAUGAAAUUUGGAAGGAGCUGAGUGAGAUCUUAAAAAGAGAAAUAUGCAAUGACAGAGUUAAAUUACAAGCAUUAAAAAAACGAAUGGGACAAGCACUAUCUCCAGCUCAUUUUCUUGCUAAUAUUCUCAAUACUCGGUACCAGAGUCAAACCUUAGCUGCUGAAGAAGAGAAGUUGGCUAUGACAUGGAGAUCCAGCAAUCAUCCCUCCAUAAUGCCAACUAUAAUAAACUUCAGAGCUAAGGGUGAACCAUUCAAGAAAUAUAUGUUUGCUGAUGAUGUUUUAAAGAAAGUCACACCAGUGAACUGGUGUAAGUUACUAAAACACUUGGAUUCAGAGACUGUUGAAGUGAUAAUCUCACUUUUAACAGUAAUAGCUUCUUCUGCUGGUGUAGAAAGAAUAUUUUCUUCCUUUGGACUAAUUCAUUCCUAAUUGAGAAAUCGUUUGGGACCUGAAAAACCAGGAAAGCUUGUUUUUCUUUUCCAGAUUAUGAACAAACAGGAAAAUGAAGGUGAAGAUGACUGAGUUAGCUGCAGAAGCCAAUAUUUUAAGUUUCUCAUAUUGACCUGGCUGACAUAGUCGAUUUAAUUUUUUUUUAAUAUUUCAUUUAACUAUUUUAGUUAAAAACAAUUUUAACAAACACAAACCUGAUUUUAAAAAACUUGAAUGUUUAACUAAAUUCAAAAAUUCAUGUGCUUGUUUUGUUAAAGUAUUACAUGUUUGCUGUUGAAGAAAAAAAAUCCAGAAUACAUAAAGUUGUUGUUUUAGUUAAAUAAAACAAUUUAAAUGUCUGUCUGGUGAUGUUCUCCUCCUAAUACAGCAUGGCAAGAAAAUCCUCCAAACAUUAAUGAUUAACCUGUU